Moneuplotes crassus is the source of this 901-nucleotide messenger RNA. The record is from the annotation of a GenBank genome assembly. Lineage: Eukaryota; Ciliophora; Spirotrichea; Euplotida; Euplotidae.
AAAAUGGAGAAAUCCUUAUCUAAACGAGCGACAUUUUUGCCCAGCUCUCCUUCAGGAACGGUCACCCAGACCUCAUUCUUGGACACCGCCACCUUCAUGACCCACAUAGAAGACAACAUGCUUAACGUAAAAGAGCAAGAGGUCAUGUUCAGGAAUAAGCGCAAAACCCACUUUAAGCAUGCUUCCUUGGAGGACCUCAACAAGUUGCCCCUCGUAUAGCUAUUAAAAGAAUCACAACUGAACGAAAGCCGGUCAAGGAAACUUAUAAACAAAUGAUAGACAAUGAAAAGAAGAACAGAGCUCGUGAAUUAUCCCUCUCCAAAAGCACAGUGUCUAAAGUCAGGCAAAUUCUAGAGAAAAUGAACGACGACAAAGCUAAAAGAAGGAAGAAAUACGAAAAACUCAAACGGAAGGAGAUUAAGAAAAAACUUAUCAGUCAAGGAAGGCUCAAGAAGGGGAUCUCUUACAAACUUUUCACGAGCAGAAAGCAUAAGGUUAUCAAGAUGACUGAUCAAAUGCUCGAUUACAAAUCAGCUAUUGAAAAAAUUUCACCCGAGGAUAAAUAAAUCCCUGAACUUAAACCUAAAAUUGCACAGAGGUUUACUCGAAGAAAGAAGUAAACGAAAUAAAAUAGCAACACGUGAAAGACUCUUUCAAAUGAGAGAAGUUGAAGAUCUCAGAAAGAUCAUUAGCAAUACUAGGGCAAUCGACAAAGCUAUAUUCAUUGACAGAUUCGUACAAGAGGAAGAUGAACAAAUAGUCUCUCCAAAUAUAACAGAUGUUGAACAAGCUAUUCGUAAAGCACGAGGCAUUUAUCCAAAGAGGUAUUCUAGACUCAAAAACUUAUUUGAGACUAAAAAGUCAGAACUCUAAGCCAUUAUGAGUAGAAUACAUCUUAAGG